GCUGGUGAGGCGUCGAGGGCACUGAACUAGAGUGGGACUGAGCCGAAGGUGCGGACCGUCGGGGUAAAUGCCUCGAUGAGUCGGCGGCCUGCUUUGAAGACAUUUUGGACGGAACCUCCUUGGAGGUUGCAACCGAUCGACUCUUGUCUAAAUUCUGAUGUGACCUACUCCCAUGGCCUCCAGCUGUGCUCCCCUUACCGGAGGCGUCUCUUAGCGACACCUUGCUAGAAGAUCGCGACCGAGGCGCUGCCUGGAUAUGAGGAGCAGAGAUGACGGGAGGGAGUGGCGGUGUCUGCAGGCCGCCGCCGCGGGAUGGGGAGAUGAGCUUAUUGUAGUGGAGGAGUUGAGCGUGGUAGAUGUUGGACUGCUGUGGGAGGAGAAAGGGGAGGAGAUCGAGGUGAGAAUGGAAUUGUGUGGCGGACGGGUCGGGGAAGAAGGAGCCCUCGACGGCGGAAGCGCUGUGAGUACUCGUCGCCGAUGGUGUCGUCGGAUUCGGUGUGCUCGAUGAUAUCGUCGAGGCAGAUGUCCAAGGACUGGAAGGAUAAGGAUGUUGAGGUUCGGCCGUUGUGGUCUGGGCGUCCAUAUGGAGCAGCGAGCGAGCCCCGGGACGGUUCAAGUGAUUGCGGGGACUGACGGCAGUAUGCGUGACGACGUUUGGGUGUGUCUGGGCUCGUGGGAGAUCUCUCUUUGCUCGGUGGUGGCGAAAGCUGUGGAAUAUGGAAAAUGGAGCAGCAGAAAAAUGUCGUUGCAGUUCUGAGCGCUAGAGAGGGUCUCAGGAUCUCAGCAUGCGAUCCAAUGCCGAACAAAGUCUAUCGUGAAAGCCAGGGGGCGAAUCUCAAUCUGGUCGCUGAGAAGCGCUGUUCCUGGGUGGGAAUAGCGAACGAGCCCGUGGAAAUGGGAAGUUGUACGGAGCAAGAAAGUACUGUAAAACGAAGCGAAACGAUAGCGUAUACGACCGAAAGGCAAUGGCGAACACAACAAGGGGCGCUGAGUGCGAGUGCGAGUCGAGAAAGGUGAGGAAUUGCAGUUGCAGUCGGUAUAACAACAAUUUCCCGGGGCGCGGGAUAAUGAUGGAAAUGUAGGAUUCGAGAGAUGGUGAACGGUACAGUGGGCAGUGAACUAUGGACGUGUCGGAGACGCUUGUGCUUGUGCCUGUGGGGGGGCUCUUUGCCAAAAGGGGGCCGCUCGGUGCGAGGGACGCCGGUUCACCUCGACUCGUCUCGUCGGGGGGAGGGCGAAACGACGGUGCUCGCUGUAUUAGAUCAGGGCGUAGAAGGGAUCGGGUAUAGCAGAACAGAACAGGACCAGAGCAGCUCAGAGGACAAGAACCGUAGUAGAGUUGAUAGUAGAGAGAAUUAUGAAGAAAGAAAACAGAGACAAAGCAAGAUUGGAAAAUGCGGAUGUGUAUGGGAAUGACAAGAGAUGGCGUCUAGCGGGAUAGACAUGGGACAUGGACAUGGACAUGGAGAGCCCGUUUGGUUUAGUUUAAGUUUUAGUCUGAGG
This is a messenger RNA of Fusarium odoratissimum NRRL 54006, 1503 nucleotides long. RefSeq lists its product as uncharacterized. The record is from RefSeq and is a predicted model, not a curated record. The transcript has a single exon. NCBI's taxonomy places the organism in Eukaryota, Fungi, Ascomycota, Sordariomycetes, Hypocreales, Nectriaceae. Bases 1093 to 1416 code for a protein of 107 amino acids.